AUGAACCUUCGAUUCCUUACCAAGUUUACAGCAACCCAUGGCCUUGCAAACUCGUUCGAGUGCGGCAGCAUUUUGGCAAGACGGAAGAUCAUGUCCACCUUGGGGCAAAAUGGCAAGGCCCUCUCGACAUCUCACGAGAUUAUCCAAGGAAUCCGAGGCGUAGUCUGCCACAACAUGCGAUGCCAAGGCAGAACAAUCAACUGGUCCCCAUCAACGGAGCGUUCAUGUAUUCGAUUCUUCUCACCUCUGAAUCUCGAUAGAUUCAUGGAAGCCUUCUGGUAUUUUUGGUACCCAAACUGGCCAGUAUUCCACAAGGCGACUUUUAUUGCAGCCCAAAAGCCUGCUCAGCUGAUCGCUGCCCUGUCAUUAAUCGGGGCAUGUCUGAGCCCGGAGAAGACCGACCGGGAUCAAGCCAUGCUGUGGGUCGAGGCGGUAGGAGACUGGAUUCAUCACGAUGCAGACUUCUCUGAAGAUGCUGUCCCACAAACAGAUGAUGAAGCCCAGCUGUUGCAGCUUGAAUUACGACUCGAUAUGGUACGUGCAGCCUAUGCCAUCAUUCUCAUCAUGACCUGGGAAGGGAGUGAAAAGCAGAUGGCGGUGGCACGUAGGACCCGGUUCUCGCAAGUUGUUGGCGUUGCCCGCAGCCUUUUCUUUUUCCCCGUCACUCAGAAAAAGGUCUAUGGUGGCCCAGAUCCGAGCAAUCACUUUAGAAGAUGGAUGCUCUUCGCGUUGAGAGAAGAGUGCAUUCGCACACUCAUCUAUGUUUUCCUCCUCGACUGUGCUUUCGUCAUGUUCCACAACUCUGCUCCGCGCAUGGUAGUGAGUGAACUCCAGUUUAGUCUAGCCAUGCCUGAAGCAUGCUUCGACGCUCCGACCCCCGAGACGUGGUUGAGUCGUCUUGACGAAUGCUCUGAAUACCAGCAUGCCGAUCACGAAACGACGUUAUCUGAUGCGAUUCGAGGAAUAUUAAAAAGCGAACUCGAGCCACAGGACUGGAGAAUACUUGAAAACAUGAGUUUAUUGAACCUCUUUGCCAUAACCAGUGCAUUUCACAACCUCAUUUUUCAUCACCACCACGGAGCAGAUGAUGGAUCAACAUCCUUGCCAAUUACCCGAGGGCUGAGGAACUGGAUGCGGGCCUGGGCUGCUCGAGACCUGGUUCUGCUCGAAGACCAGUCAUCCCACCCUGAACCUUCCGAGGGCGGAGUUAAUAUAGGCUUUUAUCGUUAUACGAGAGAAUACUGGUGCCUGGCUGUCAUCCUGCACAAUCAGUCUGACUAUGCUCGCAGUCUUGGUGUUGAUACCAGUCUCGGAGCGAACAACUUGCCGACGUCGCGAGGUGGGCUUGUAAAUUUUGACAACUCGGAUAUGGGCCAGGUGCACGAGUUGAUCAUUCGAUUUCAAGAUAUGGAUAUCAGAGGGGUGCUAGAACAAUGA
Fusarium vanettenii 77-13-4 is the source of this 1437-nucleotide messenger RNA. RefSeq lists its product as uncharacterized. Gene Ontology annotation, cellular component: chromatin. Gene Ontology annotation, biological process: regulation of transcription by RNA polymerase II. The record is from RefSeq and is a predicted model, not a curated record. NCBI's taxonomy places the organism in Eukaryota, Fungi, Ascomycota, Sordariomycetes, Hypocreales, Nectriaceae. The transcript has 3 exons. Bases 1 to 1437 code for a protein of 478 amino acids. Gene Ontology annotation, molecular function: RNA polymerase II cis-regulatory region sequence-specific DNA binding; DNA-binding transcription factor activity, RNA polymerase II-specific.